Messenger RNA from Gadus morhua (Atlantic cod), 5010 nucleotides. It is a transcript of the gene nek1, whose product is annotated as NIMA-related kinase 1. Gene Ontology annotation, biological process: protein phosphorylation. The coding region runs from base 183 to 4139 and encodes 1318 amino acids. The record is from RefSeq and is a predicted model, not a curated record. Gene Ontology annotation, molecular function: ATP binding; protein kinase activity. Lineage: Eukaryota; Metazoa; Chordata; Actinopteri; Gadiformes; Gadidae. The transcript has 34 exons.
GGGCGGAAACUAAUCCUCCUCAGCGGUGAAGGACAGCUCUAUCGUCCAAUCAGCUACCAGGAGUUCACCGGGGGUGGCCAAUCACAAUCAAGCAAAGGGAUCAUCGUACGUAGUCGGACGGAGAGUCAGAACCAGGACGGAGGCAGCAGUUCCUGCGAUGAGGAGACGGUCGUCACGGUGACAUGGAGAAGUACGAGAAGCUGAAGAAGAUCGGGGAGGGGUCAUUCGGGAAAGCCAUCCUGGUCAAGUCCAAAGAAGAUGGACACCAGUACGUCAUCAAGGAGAUCGGCAUCUCCAGGAUGUCCAGCAGGGAGCGGCAGGAGUCGAGGAAGGAGGUGGCGGUUCUGGCCAACAUGAGCCAUCCUAACAUCGUGCAGUACAAGGAGUCCUUCGAAGAGGCGGGGUGUCUCUAUAUUGUGAUGGACUACUGCGAGGGCGGAGACCUCUUCCGUAAGAUCAACUCCCAGAGAGGAGGGCCCUUCCCUGAAGAACAGGUCCUGGAUUGGUUUGUUCAGAUCUGCCUGGCUCUGAAACACGUCCACGACAGGAAGAUCCUCCACAGGGACAUCAAGUCCCAGAACAUCUUCCUGACCAAACACGGGGCUGUGCAGCUGGGAGACUUCGGGAUCGCCAGAGUGCUCAACAGCACGGUGGAGCUGGCCCGGACCUGCAUCGGGACACCCUACUACCUCUCCCCGGAGAUCUGUGAGAACAAGCCCUACAACAACAAAAGUGAUAUCUGGGCCCUGGGCUGUGUGCUGUAUGAGAUGUGUACCCUCAAGCAUGCUUUUGAGGCGGGGAACAUGAAGAACCUGGUCCUGAAGAUCAUCCGCGGGUCCUACCCCCCGGUGUCACUGCACUACUCCCAGGACCUGCGCUCCCUGCUGGGCCUGCUCUUCAGACGCAACCCCCGGGAGCGGCCCUCCGUCGGCACCGUGCUGCAGAAGCCCUUCCUCUCCUGCAGGAUCCACAAGUUCCUCAGUCCCCAGAUCAUCGCUCAGGAGUUCAGCCCCGCCUUCCUCCACAAGCAGCCUCCAGGGGGCGUGGCCCCGGGGCUCCCAGCAGCGAAGCGUCCAGCCCAGGCCUCCACCCUCCUCUCCCCGGCUCAGAAGAUCACUAAACCCGCCGCCAAGUACGGUGUUCCUCUGGCGGCCAGGAGGGUGUCAGAGGGAGCCAGGAGACCGAGAGUGGCCGCCGCCCCCCCCCAGAGGAGAGUGAGUCACGCGGAGGACGAGAGGAAGAAACACGAGGACGCGGUCCGGAAGAAACGCGCGGAGCUGCUGGAGAAGGAGAGGAAACACAAGGAGCAGGUGCUGCUGCUGAAGGCGGGCCAGGUGAAGAGCUACGAGAGGGAGAAGAUGAACCGGAUCAACCAGGCGCGGGAGCAGGGCUGGAAGCACGUUCUGGGAGCCAGUGGGGGGGGCAGCCCGGAGAGGAAGGGUUUCGGCAAGAGGGCCGGGGGGGCGGGGCCUGGUGCUGGCCCCUCCCUCUGCAUAGGCCCCGCCCCCUGUCCGGAACAGGCCCCGCCCUCUGCUAUAGUCCCCGCCCACGGCAGGGCGGCCUACGAUCACUACCACACAAACCUGUCCAGGGAGGGUAGCCCAGUGCGGGGUGUUCCUGCUGCUGUCGGGCCGCUCCCCCCCCAAAACCCAGACGCCGUCCGGAAGGAAAUCCUGAGACUGCAGUCCGUCUCCAGACAGGCCCACAUCCACAGGCACCGGGCCCAGGUGGGGGCGGGCCGGGGCUGCCAGGUGGAGCAGUUCCUGCAGCGGAAGAGAGAGGCCAUGCUGAACAAGGUCCGGGCGGAGGGACAGCUGGAGUAUCUAACCCGCCUUCGUCAGAUCCGGCUGCAGAACUUCAACGAGCGGCAGCAGAUGAAGGCUCGGAUGAGAGGGGAGAAGUACGACAGCGACGGCUCAGACAGCGUCGGGUCCAGUGAGGAGGCGGAGCUACGCAGGAAGAAGAUAGAGGUGCUGAAGGCCCAGGCCAGUGUGCGGGCGGCCGUGCUCCAGGAGCAGCUGGAGAGGAGGAGGAAGGAGGCGUCUCAGAAGGCCUGGGAGGAGCACCUGGUGGCCCGCGGGGUGAAGGUCGCCGUGGCAGCCGGAGGAGACGCGGGGUCGCGGGUCAGCUCGUUGGAGCCGACCUCUGACCUCCGGGAGAACCUAGACCCUGCUGACCCCCCCCCUCUGCCCGCCAUCUCCAUGACAACGGCUCUGAAGGAGGUCGGAGCGAACUCGGUCCGUAAUGAAGACGCGCUGAAGACCGAGACGGCUGAGAUCCAGAGGGAGAAGAAGGAGAUCCUCCGGAGGCUGAAUCAGAACCGCCAGCUCCAGAGUCCAGUGGAGGAGGAGCCCCCAGCUCCUCCCCCUCCUCCCCCUCCUCCUCCCCCGGCUCCUCUCCCCCCCCCGGGCCCUGUGGGCCCCGCUCCCCCCCCCCAGGACCAGGCCCCCCCUCCCUCGGAGGAGCGGCCGGGCUCCGGAGGAGACAGGAGGAGGUGGGAGGCCGGAGCUCCUGUGGUUCUGGCCCUGGGCCAGCAGACCCUCAACGAGAGCUGCAUCAACGCCGACCAGACUGUGGGGGAGGUGAUCAGGAUGGGUGUGGCCUUGGGGGAGGGGCCUAGGAAGGCAUGGGGGAGGAGUCCCGACAGCCUGGUGCUCCGGGUCUUACAGGAGGCGGAGCUUCAGUCCCUCACCCAGACGAUACUGGGAGACAGCAGCCCCUGCCAGGAUAACUCCCACCUGGGGGAGGGGGAGGGAUCCAGCCCGCCCGCUGCUCCCCCCUCGGACCCCCGGUUCAGAGGUCAGGAGGAGGGGGGGGUCACGGCCCCCGUCCCUGACCUGGAUCAGGGUCCUGGCGCUGGACCCGGGGCGGACACCAGACCUGGAGCGACCUCUGACCUCACAGAGAUCCUGGACCCCCUGGACCUGGAGGCCGUGGUUCUGGGGGCGUGCACGCAGCAACGUGCACGCCCCCCCGCUGAGGUGAAGCAGGUCUGGCAGCCGCCGCCCCCCCAGCCACCAGAGGGCGCCGCGGCCCCAGCAGAGACGGCGGAGAAGCCCCCCGACCCAGCAGCCCCGCCCCCGUGGGAGGAGCCUCUCUUCUCGCGGCUGUGUAGCCCCGCCCACCGGCGGACCCUGGCCCUCCUCUCGGCCCAGUCCUCCCUGGACGACUCCUCCUGCUCCCUGGCGUCCCGCUCCCGCUCCGUCUCCCCCCUGCGCUCCUCCCAGCACCGGGACCUCCUGCUGGGGCUGUCGGCCGGCCUGUUCGACUCCCCCAACCCCAAGAUGCUGAGGACCUGCUCUCUGCCCGACCUGAGUCUCCUCUUCAGCUCCACGGUCGCCCCCGGCGAUGACCCGGCCGUUGCCCCCGACAACCACCUGGAGGCUAAGGACGACGACCAAUCAGAGGCUGAGGACGGCUACGAGGAUGAGGACCUGAGGGAACUCAGGGCCUCCAUGGAGCGACUCCUCCAGGAGGAAGAGGAGGAGGGCGGGGACUUCCCCAGGAGCCCCCCAGAGGAAGAGGAGGAGCGAGAAGGAGACUUCAACGGGAACCCAGAAGGCUGUGCAGCCCCGCCCCUCCUAGAGGGGGGAGGAGCUUCUGAGGAGGAGGAGGAGGGGGGAGGGGCUCCUGAGGAGGUGGAGGAGGAGCUGAACCACAUGGUGGAGGACGAUGAUGAGGAGGAAGAGGAGGAGGAGGGGGAGGAGGAGGAGGAGUCCAAUGGAAGCCCUGGAGAUGAGGAGGUGGAAGAUCUGCUGACCAACGGUGUGGAGGAGGAAGAGGAGGAGGAGCAGCAGGAGGAGGAGGAAGAGGAGGAGCACAGCAGAAACAGUCAGCUCAAUGAGGAGUGGCACUCAGACAGCAGUGGGGAGGAGGCAGAGCAGCAGCAGCAGCACCAGGACAGCAUCUUCAGCCGUCUGGAGGAGCUGCGCUUCAAACUGGAGCAGCUCAUGGGCUUCGAGAACUUCAUCGAGGCCUACAACAAGAUCAAGGCCAUCCACGAGGACGAGGAGGAGAGCAUCGAGCUGGGAUCCAGCCUGGUGCUCAGCAUCCUGGGGACCCAGCACCAGCACCUGUACCCCAACAUCCUGCACCUCGUCAUGGCCGACGGGGCCUACCAGGAAGAUAAUGACGAGUAGCCGGUAUUGUCCCGGUCUUGUCCCGGUCUUCCGAGGUCUUCCCGGGACAGAAGGUCUAUGCAUGGGGUGUCGUCGUAGCGUCACAUCUGAAAGUGUUUCAGGCACACUUGCAUGAUGGGUAAUGCGGUCCCACGAUGGCCGCGGCCUCUUCCUCCACUCUUUGACACCAGGAGUAAUGUUGCUACAGGAAGUGCAUUAACCAGUGUGUGUUCUUACUAACCAAAGGUCUGCCCCUCCCCCUUCUGUCGCACACAUACGUGUGUGUGUGUGUGUGUGUGUGUGUGUGUGUGUGUGUGUGUGUGUGUGUGUGUGUGUGUGUGUGUGUGUGUGUGUGUGUGUGUGUGUGUGUGUGUGUGUGUGUGUGUGUGUGUGUGUGUGUGUGUGUCUUAAAAUGUGUUGUCUGGUUCUUUGCUCGGACACCUUGUUCUAAACGAUGUUCCACGCUCCAGGAUCUCACAGGAUUCUGGUUCUGCUUUCCACACGUUCACGUUGUGUUGUUGUUCAGAGGACCUGGUUGAGGACUUCUCUGCUCAUACACCAGCACCGUCUCACUCCUCCACCUGAGUAGCAGGGUGUAGUUCUCCACCCUUUCUCCACCCGCCAUGAUGACACACAACCAGUUGAACCUCUCUUCCUACGAGCUAGCUCAGACGGACUGUAGGCCACUUGAACACCUUUUAUUUUCUACCUGUUUCUACUUGUUUAUUUAACACAAGACUUUCUGAAGAUCAGUGAUGGUCUGUCUGGUUGCCAUGGUGAUGUACCGAGGGAGCUAACACGAUAUAUAUGUUCCACUGACACGACUGUAUGAGUUCCCGUGAAAUGGGAAAAAUAUUAUUCUUUCUAUAAAAUAAAACCCUUUUUUAACAAA